AUGCCUGCAGACGAUGCCGAGCUAAUCAACAUGAAGCCGGAGAAUGACGAGUGUUUGCACCUCCGAGACUACACCGCACACGAUGCGAACCUCAUACCGGUUCUGCCUGAGGAGAUCGAGUUCCGACGAGUGGAAAACUUCCACUGUCGCAACCUUACCAUCGUAGAACAGAGUCCGAUUGCCGUGCGUAAAUUCCAGGAGCUUACAAAGGAAUUGGGCACAGUAAAAGAGCCCAUUUCAGUUGUACUACCGACAAAAUUGCCAUUCGACCUGGGUAAUUACCACCCGUGCUUGGACUCUCAGGCACCGACGCUGUCGGAUGACGAAGAUAUCACAAAUGAAUCCGUCAAUUCUCGUGACCCCUUUGCAACAGGUUUCUCUACAUUGGACGAGCCGUAUUACAGGCUGGCGGAACGCAUAUACCAUCUGGAAAAGUUGAAAAUAGAGCAACGGAGCGCACGAUCAACACCCACUGUGGCAGACACGCUAGACGGUGAGCAGCAACUUCUCAACGAAAGCGAUGAUGACGCAUCUUUACAUUCUCUGCACGUUACUGCACCGGCAGCAGGCGAAGAUGGUUUCUCGACCGGUAGGGAACAAGAAUGCAACCCUCCAGGCGGUGAACAAGGCAAUAUGUCAUGCGAAUCGGUUACAUCGGUUGGAUAUGAUAACGAUCGCCCUACAUUGUGGAAUGCAUCGCCAAGUUCAGACGUUGAUGAGUUACCCUUAGCUGGCGGCAACACAAGUGUUGAGGAUGAACACCUCAAAACGACGAACUCCACCGGUAUCGCAAAUCGCGACCAUGGCGAGGGCAAGCUCCACCACGUGUCUAUGUUCAACACACAACCUCCGCUGGCCUACUACGAUCCAUUCGACGAACCCGAGGACGACCACUUCUGGCCCUUCUCUCUAGGAACGAGUGUGUGGAACUUUGUGGUCGGCAGCGCCCAGAGUUUGGCGUCUAGGGAUUCCGUGGGUAUUAACAUGGAGAGUCACAUUUCGUCGUUCUACUCGAAGGAAGGCAGGGCGAUGGCGCCCGCUGCUGGCGGAGGCAGCUUCUCCGAGUCCGCGGCGCCAGACUCCCUCUCCCAGCAGCUGCGCAGCGGGCUCGCCUGGCGAUCUAUGCUGCUGCAGCAGGUUGGAGUUAACCGCUACUGUACGUAUGACCCAAGUGCCGAGACCGUGGUGACCACCAUGUACGACACCGGCGACUCCUCCCUACGCGGUCAGGUGGACCAUCUUCAGUCUGGUGAGGACGUAGACUGCACAUUAGGAAUCUCGUCUUGCAACGAAUCGGUGAUGAAUCGAAACCAUGAGCGGUACCACAGCGAGGCUGCGAUACCGUCCGCCUUUACUUUUUUUCAGGAGGAUGGCACGGUGAUACGUUAUGUGGAAGACUUCCUAAUUUACUCGCCGAACUGCGAUAGGAUAACGCCGCUAAACCAGUUAUCCCACUUCGGUGCGGGUCUUUGGUUGGUAGGAAAGCUAAAAUUGGUGAGCACGUUGCAUACCGUCAGCGAGUUGAGGGCAUUGAUGCAUCCGACCCUCAAUGACGAGCUUUCUUCGAACGACUCGUCACGUGGCCGGCAGCGCCGCAAAUCCAAGGUGGUAGGCGUACGCGCCCGGAUUAUGGACUUCUUUAUCGACUAUGGGUGCAAGCCGUCUGAUGUUCCGGCGUUAUACGUCAUAAGUGAGCACGAUAUAUACUACCGGUUGGACAGGCCGGCGGUGCGCUACGCUAGCUACCAUGUGUCGUUCUUGCUCUAUUACAACCUGUCCACGCGUCUGACCAAGGAAUACCAGCGCAACUGCAAUCGCAGGCUGAACGAGAUUCUGGCAGAAAUAGCGGCGGAGGACGGUUUGGCCGUUACCGCCUGGAACGAGUCCAUGCAUUUGCCUGGGUUCACGGAGGCAGACCUCAUUAAGCUGAUAGAGAUGCUGUACACUGACUGCCUCCACUUACAUCUCUUCCAAAAUCGCCGUAAAGAGAUUGAUCAAGGCCAAACGCAAGAAACGAACGCUCACUCCGAUAUAGGAAGCGGCACUGGCGUGGGAUCUUAUGGAUCAAUCGAUAUUAAGGCCGCUUAUACUGCACUCGAUUCCCCGUACAGUAUGUUUGACGCUUCUAAGACUCUGGGGAGCACUACAGUUGCUGAGGAUAUUAAAAUCGAGCCUGAUGGGGAAAACCCCAUCUCUGCGCCAACCGACGCCCCCGCCGCAAAUCCUGGUACAAGCACCGUCGGAUUACUGUUGUGCGACCUAAUGGCGUUAUUGAAAGAACAUCGACCGUUCGUUUUCUUCGACGAGAGUUUCGUAGUGCCCGAGUUUAUGAGCGCUGCCCAUCUCACCGAAAAGUAUCUAUCCACCUUUCAGCUGUUAUACAACGAGGCCGAAAUGUCAUCCUAUAAAAGGGACAGGGAUAUGUCUAUUCCGACUCUGCCGUCUGUGCUGGAUGUGCAAGCACCGAUUGUUGCUGCUGAAGUGACCAGAGUACCCAAGAUGCCAAAGAGAGCGUCUCUACCCAAGUCGGCUAAGGCUUCCAAAGCAGCAAAAGAUGGAGCUGCUACGAAGAUACCUAAGGAACCCAAAUCAAGCAAAAUGCCGGCCGCAGUGGAGCCAUUAAAGGUUGUAGCACAACCACCGCCUCCGGUGGAGAUCAAGAGCAAGGUUUCGGGGCGUAUCAUUAAGCGCAACUCGAAGCUGACUGAUGCUGCGGAUAUCCAGCUGAUUGCGCCGGAGGAACCUAAACCCGUGGUUAAACGGUCUACAGCUGCAUCGGAACCUGAUGAAGCGAUGAAACAGCGUCAACAGAUGUUGAUUGAUAAAGAGAAACAGUGCAAUGCGCUAACUUUGCCUGAUGACUUCGAGUACACUUGCUACAACACCUGCAGCGACGUUUCAGGUGACGAAGCCAGCAAGCAGCCUCUUGCGUUGCUAAACGAUUGCAACGUUGAAUUGAACGAUGCGAGAUACUACCCCCGGGAUAUCCCUCUACGUAUGCUAAGGUUUUACGGUGCGGAUGAUAUUUUGGAUAUUGCGAAUGUCUGUCGACAGUUCUCGGCAUCCCCCUCGAACGUUGAUCCGCUGUUGCCUAAGUUUUCGUUUGCUGAGCUCGAAAGGAGCUUACUCUACACCACCAGCGUCGACGUGUACAAGCCACUCGAACCUUCCACGUUCCGUUUCGAACCUCCGCAAUGUCUCUGCAGCUUGGUUGCAGAGCACGACGACUGGUUUGUCAAAUUCCAGGGUCUCGAUAAGAGGGUGAACGACCUGUAUCUGGGGCUCAUGCGCUGCCUGAACGACUACAGCCGCUUCGACAGUUGGGAGUAUCGGGUGCGGAUGAUGCGUAUUCUUUCCCCCCUAUCGGACAAGAAGAAGGACGCACAGGAACGCGAUAUAAAGGCUAGCAUGCCGGAUUAUGAAACGCUGUCUUAUUUCAUGUCUACUCACGGCGGUUGCCUAUACCGCGGUCGAUUUAGGCACAUAAUUCCGGAGCCUGAGCAUCCGAUUCCAUACAUAAACUGUUCGCGGUGGAACAGGCGUUUUAAGAAGGUCGAACGUCUGUUGGCAGCCACCAAAUCUUACACCUACACAAAUGUGGAUUAUGAGUAUCUGGCGGACGGUGUUGUGAUCUCUUUGAAUUCUCGCUUAGAAGGCGUACCCAUGGAUCUGCUGGCUAACAGUCGCCGCGAAGGAGCCGAUUACCGUGUGAUAUACCCCUCAGAUGUUUUCGAGGUGUUGCCCACUUUCUCUAAAAAACUGCUGGUAUGGCAAACGGAGCCGUUACCCGAGACCCCGGAACGCUCUGACCUGCUCGAUACGCUGAACGAUCGGUUGAAAGCUUCCUCCCUGCUUCUCUUCGGUGUGGAUCCAGUGCCGGUGAAUAAAGCAGAGCCGGUGCUAGGAUUCGGUUUCAGGGAGUCCAUGAGCCUGCUAACUGCCAAAGUCGCGUUGCAUCCAAUGAUGUUGACGGAGUAUACUUGGCCGUGUCUACUACGCAUCCAUCUGUUUUAUGCAGUGUACUCAUGCCGACGCAAGUACGUGUACAGGAUCAACUCUGGGAAUUACGGAGAUGCGCCGUCUUCCGCCAUGAACGCAAUGGAGGAUGAGGACGAAGACGAGGAAGACGAUGAGGCUAUGGACAAGGAAGCCCCAGAUGGUGGCAAGGGUGAAUCUACAGCGGCUAAACCAAACGGAUCACUGGCAGCUACCAGCAACUCUGAGGAUGAUGUGGACGAUGAAGAGGAGGAAGAAGAAGAGGCAGAGGCGGAAGCCGAGGAGACGGAAGAGGGGGGUCGUGUUGGCCGCCGUCGUGGCCCAGGAACGCAGCGAUAUUCUCCCUACUAUGAAUUUGAGAUUCAGUGGUACCCAGAUAACGGGAGAGUUAAGCACCUGUUCAAAGGAUCAGUCUCUAUAGAGGCGGUUAAGGUGGUAAUGGAAAAAUUGCGCGUCUGCAGCUUCUUUGAACUCGAGGUACGCGACCGACUAAUAUUGUUGCGUUGGAUGGGCGAGUUGUUGUCGUAUAGCCCUGAGGCCAAGCGUUUCAUCGACCAAAGGAACGACGAAUUUUUCAACUUGAAAGCAGCUCUGGUUAAGAGUGACAGCACGCAGGCGGCAGCCGUGGCAGCCUCAGCGGAUGGGAAGGUUGAAGACGUGGACAGGCCACUAAAUAAUGAAAUGAUGUCCUCACCGGGCAACUUUGACGCUGCCGUCAAAUCUGAAACUGAUGGUGACCUCAGCGGAGCUGCAGAAAGUUCUGGUGAAAGCGGUAAGGAUACGGAUAAAUCGACGGAAAAUACGACAGCGGCAUCAGCAUCACAGAACCCAUCUGGCGGCACAGCUCAUCCGAAGGUAAAAUCGGAACCCGAAAGCAGUUCAAAGUCCUCCGCAAGCAUUCCGGUCAAAUUGGAGCCUGUGGAUGCACCUAUGGGCGUUGAUGGUGUGGCCAUAAAGGAAGAGCCGGGUACAAAAGUAUCCCGUAAAAAGGCAUCUGCGGGCGAUGUCAAGAUGGAAGGCGAUUCACAAAACCCGGAGGGUGCCGCAACAAAUAAUGCUCGGGACAACGAUCAGGGUGCUGCUGCCGCGUCUGGCACUGACACGGCAAAACGUAAGAAGCCUAAGGAGAUCAUGAAGGAUCUGGCCGAGCUGGAGGAGCGAUAUGUGCAGCGUAACGUGCACAUUGGGCGUGACCGUUUCUACAACGAUUAUUACUAUUUCGGCGGGGAGCUUGGUUACCGCAUUUUUGUUCGCACUCUGCCAUCUGCUAGGUUUACGGCGCAGCGAAAUUCGAUGCGUACUAAGCAGCAACGCACCGCUUCGUUUGGACCUGAAAAGUUCAAGUUUAGGAUUGCAGAUCAUGCCAAACAAUUACAGGCGGAUCGUAUAUUCAGUGCUGAUGAAGUGCCCGGUCAAAAGAAAAGGAAGUCUGCGGGUAAGGGCUCAACGUCUGAACCUCAGGAAAACAAUAACAAGGCAUCCAAUGAUUCAAAUUCAGCUCCCAAUCCUCAGGAGGCAUCUAGUGAUCCAAAGAACGGAGCCGGCGCAAAAGAUGAGGGCAGCGUACCGAUGAUUAAGCGGCGUAAGCCUAAAGGUCGGAAACCUAAAAUGGUCAAACCUAGGCUGCGACGUAGUCGCGAAUUCUUCGAUAGGCAGCCAACAAGUUUCAAUACGGUGUUCGACUAUCUGAACUACCUCACAACAAUUCCCCCGCGUCUCUCUUGGGGUGUCAUGGAUACCCCUUGGGACAUCCGCAUGUUCAUCGAGCGGUUGUCCCCGCUGACUAGCAACGAGAGGGCAUUGCAAGCCAAGUUGAUACAGUUGGAACCUGAAUUCAACAACGCGGCUUCACUGCCGAACAGCGCCGUCGAGGCGUGGCGUGCGCCAACUCCCUACGGUCAUCUACUGAUAUCGCUUACUCAAGGUGUGAAAUCAUUUUCUUCGAACAUUAUUGAGAUGUCAAACACCACGCUGUUGCGUUAUGGUGGUAUGAAAUCUGAGUCGCCGUCUUCCGAGGAUCAGGCGAUGCAUGGUGAAAGGGAAAAACAUAGGCGUAGGGGCAAAGCGACCGACUCCGCAAGUGAUGGCAAUCCGUGCAAUCGUUGUGCGAGCAAAGGGCACAAAUUAUGCGGUGCUGAUGUCGUAAAGGUGAUUGACGCAGAAAACAAGCGUCUAGCGGAGCUAAUCGGCAGUGUGGCGUUGGACUCGUUGGCAUGUUGCUGUGGUGACGUUGCAACGGUUGCUUCGGGUGUAUCACUGAUCAUCCAGUUGGUUGUUCUGUGUGAAUCCGUCAUAUCGCGAUAUUGCGACUGGCUUUCAUGGAAUGAGAAGCGUGCUAUGUGGUGGGACAAAAUAGAUUCUAUGUACCGCAAUAUGCAACGUAUGAGUUCAAAGAUUGCUGAUAAGUCAGGAUCGCGCACUAGUCCCGCACGCAAUUGUGCCUGUGGGUCACGGGGCGGCAGCGCUGCCCUUAAUGCUGACGAGAAGCUGCUCCUCCAAAGUAUUGAGGAGUUGGGUGUUUGGUUCCAGUAUGUCUACGUCUUUAAUCACCAGCGGAUGAACUUGUUUUCGAAGCACCAACUGCACUGGACAUCCGCAUUGGAAACCGCGGAACCUACGUUGCUUUGCUCCCACAUCACCGCUAUGUGCCAAGGUUCUAUGGUCUAUAUGUUCGGGGGUUACAGGGAGUGGCUGCUGUCUCUCGCGGCAAACAACCAAUUUCCACGUGACCUGCUCUCGGAGAUGGUGAAGGAGUACGGCAGUCCACCUUCUGAAUCUAGCAAAGCUUCUCUGCUCAAGUUGUUGCAUUCAAUGGAGCCGGUGGUUCCAGUCGAGACGCUGGAGGUAUACAUAGAGUCUGUGUGGCUAUUUGAAGUGCCAAAGUGCGGCCGUUUUGCGAGACUUGCUUUACGCAGCGUAGGAUAUGAGAAAUACGAUCCAGAGGGCAAUCCCGCUUCUGAGUCCAUCGUCGAGGGGCGCUUUGUACCAUACUUGCAAUCGGUUUAUGCGUCUGUGGCUGCGCAGGAUAGCGAAAGUACGGAUAAUAAAGUGGCGGCUAGUGCUGACUACUUCCUCAGAGGAGAAUCACGCGAGUCACAGAGGUUUGUCGUAUACGCACCGCUAGACUCCGUUGAUCGUGCAUCCGAAUUCGUGCUCCCGCUUACAUUCUUGGCGGGCCACAUGUCGCAUGUAUGGCGGCCCUCGAUGAAAUGCGAAUGGGACGGCAAAGAGUCUCAGGUGCACAAUAUGUGCUACGGCGCCGCUGACCUGUGGCGCACAGUUCAGAUUGAUACUGGCGACCAAAAGGAGCUGGUAAACUUGUGGGAAAUUACCCCAGUUUGA
Messenger RNA from Babesia ovata, 7338 nucleotides. RefSeq names its product chloroquine resistance marker, putative. The coding region runs from base 1 to 7338 and encodes 2445 amino acids. The transcript is spliced from 3 exons. Lineage: Eukaryota; Apicomplexa; Aconoidasida; Piroplasmida; Babesiidae. The record is from RefSeq and is a predicted model, not a curated record.